AUGAUAGAUGGCAGUAAUAAGGAGGGAAUAGGGGCAGCCAAUGGAAGCGGUGACACCGAUGACUACGAAGACCACACUACGCCGGGUUUCGAUUGGGUGUGGGAGGUCCAGGAGCUGUCCGCACCUUCAACCGCCACGGAAGAGAGUGAAGAAGAGAAGGAUAAGGGAGAAGAGGGUGGUGACACUUCAACGAAGGAAGCCGAUGCGGAAGAAGCUGAAAAUUCAGAUGAGGAGGAGAGUGUGGACGAAUCUGCUAGCACGAGCUACUCCGACCCAUGGCGCAUCAUUGACACGGGGGACAAUGAAAAGGCGGCAGCAGAAAUUGAAGACCUACUUUCGGACGGUGCGAUCAUCAUCGGAAGGGAGGUUGCAGGAGAUUCCGUAGGAGCGGAAGACAACGCAGCAGCAGAGAAAGGUGGAGCUGAAAAGGAGAAUGAGGAGAUGGGCCAAGGGAAACGGGUCAAGAAACCCAAUCCCAAUCCUCUCUCCCCCUGUCCUGUCCGUGCCCACCCACGAACGCAUGUCUGCACGCUUGAAGGCACACAAUCCCUCUCUCUCUGGCCGAGCAGGUGGCUCUACAACAAUUCCCUCACCGGCGCUAUCCCGGCUGACAUUGGCUCACUCACCAGCAUGAUCACGCUCCAUCUCUACUCCAACAUGCUUUCUGGCUCCGUGCCCUCCUCAAUCACAAAGCUGACUGCACUGAUGUUUUUAGACAUUUCAAGCAACAACCUGUCUGGCAGCAUUCCUGCUGCCAUCAGCACGCUCACCCAAAUUUCUCGCCU
This is a messenger RNA of Closterium sp. Yama58-4, 785 nucleotides long. NCBI's taxonomy places the organism in Eukaryota, Viridiplantae, Streptophyta, Zygnematophyceae, Desmidiales, Closteriaceae. The record is from the annotation of a GenBank genome assembly.